Molecule: messenger RNA, 1958 nt
Organism: Labrus bergylta (ballan wrasse)
Lineage: Eukaryota; Metazoa; Chordata; Actinopteri; Labriformes; Labridae
Product: cytochrome P450 2J4
Biological process (GO): xenobiotic metabolic process
Cellular component (GO): cytoplasm; intracellular membrane-bounded organelle
Molecular function (GO): iron ion binding; oxidoreductase activity, acting on paired donors, with incorporation or reduction of molecular oxygen, reduced flavin or flavoprotein as one donor, and incorporation of one atom of oxygen; heme binding
Source: RefSeq, a predicted model, not a curated record
UGUGUAACCAUGCUCGUCUUUGUACAGCCUGAUCGUUUUACCCUAACCCUAACCUGUUCAGUAAUGUGUAGAGUGUAGUCGCUGAGUGAGUAGACCAUCUGUUUAUCAAUAUUUGACAGGAAUUUGUAAACCAUAAGUGCUUCAAGUUAGAACAUAGGAAGUCUUCCUCCUGCUGCUGGCCUCUCUCAUUUUAACAAUGUGGCUUUAUGAUUUUUUACUGAGUUUAGACCUCAAGGGGCUAUUUCUGUUUCUUAUUAUUUUCUUCAUAAUAGCAGACUACCUCAAAAACUGGAAACCUCCUAAUUAUCCUCCAGGACCAUGGGCUUUUCCAAUUGUGGGGAAUAUUCUCAGUGUGGACAGUGAACAUCCAGACAAGUAUAUUACCAAGCUGGCUGACAUUUAUGGAAGUGUAUUCAGCGUUCGUCUCGGCAGAGAAAAGAUGGUGUGUGUGUCUGGAUACAAGGCUGUGAAGGAUGCUAUCGUGACACAGGCUGAGAACUUUGUGGAUCGACCCCAAAGUUCAGUCGAGGAUAGAUUUUACUCAGGAAGCUCAGGUGGUCUGUUCAUGAGCAAUGGCGAAACAUGGAAGAGACAGCGAAGAUUUGCCUUAUCUACGUUACGUACCUUUGGCCUUGGCAAAAACACCAUGGAGCAGAGUAUCUGUGAGGAGAUCCAACACCUGCAGGAGGAUAUUGAGCAGGAGAAAGGUGAACUUUUCGACCCAGCAAACCACUUUAACAAAGCUGUGUCAAACAUCAUUUGCCAACUGGUGAUGGGGAAACGAUUUGAGUACAGCGACCACAACUUCCAACACAUGCUGAAAUGUCUGUCAGAGGUUCUCUAUCUGGAGGGCUCUAUAUGGAGUUGGAUAUAUGACUCUUUCCCUUCAGUGAUGAAGCACAUGCCAGGUCCUCACAACAAAAUGUUCGACAACUUCGACAUCCUGAAAGAAUUUCUCAGUCAGGAGGUACAAAGGCACAAGAAGAACCUGGACCACAACGAUCCCCGGGACUACAUUGACGCUUUCAUCAUUGAAAUGGAAAAACACAAAGAGACCGAUGUGGGCUUCAAUGAGAUCAAUCUGGCUGUGUGCUCUUUGGAUCUGUUCCUGGCUGGAACAGAGACGACCUCCACUACUUUGCUGUGGGCUUUGGUUUACCUCAUCAAUAACCCGGAAAUUCAGGAGAAAGUCCAGGCAGAGAUAGAUGGCGUGAUUGGACAAAGCCGCCUGCCCACUAUGGCCGACAGACCCAACCUGCCCUACACUGAUGCUGUCAUCCAUGAAAUCCAGAGAUAUGGAAAUAUCGUUCCUCUCAAUGGAUUCAGAAUGGCUGCCAAGGACACAACACUGGGUGGUUAUUUCAUCCCUAAGGGCACGACCCUGAUGCCCAUCCUGACCUCUGUGCUGUUUGACAAGACUGAGUGGGAGACUCCAGACACCUUCAACCCUGGACACUUCCUCAACUCUGAGGGAAAGUUCUUGAAGAAAGAAGCUUUCCUUCCCUUCUCUGCAGGGAAACGUGUGUGUCUUGGAGAAAGUCUUGCCAAGAUGGAGCUGUUCCUAUUUUUGGUUGGUCUACUACAGAAGUUUUCUUUUUCUGUUCCUGAUGGAGUUGAGCUUAGCACUGAAGGAAUCACUGGAAUGACACGCGUGCCUCACCCAUUCAAGGUUUACGCUAAAGUGCGUUAAACUGAACGACAUCUCCCUGAGCCAUGCAACAUCUAAUCAAAGUUUAAUAGACAAGACAAACUUAAUACCUUAGGACCUGUGUCCACAGACAACGCUUUUUGUGCUGGAAACGCUGAAGACUUCCGUUUCAGAGCCCUUUUUACCAUUGCACUGUAGCUACUGUAGGUGAGAAAAGUAAACUUCCGCUUCCCUCAGUAAUGUCUGUUAGGUGUGUUUUAGAUAGCUCCAUGUGCAUAAUAUUUGCUUAAAUUCAAGGAAAUAUCACCAA